This is a messenger RNA of Grammomys surdaster, 1798 nucleotides long. RefSeq names its product RNA binding motif single stranded interacting protein 3 (gene Rbms3). The transcript has 16 exons. Lineage: Eukaryota; Metazoa; Chordata; Mammalia; Rodentia; Muridae. Bases 506 to 1798 code for a protein of 430 amino acids. The record is from RefSeq and is a predicted model, not a curated record. Gene Ontology annotation, cellular component: ribonucleoprotein complex; nucleus; cytosol. Gene Ontology annotation, molecular function: poly(A) binding; poly(U) RNA binding; mRNA 3'-UTR binding.
UUUCCACGGUGGGAAAGAGACACACGAGAGACCGAAAGCUGUACUGCAAGGAUUCCGAGUUGUGCUAAAGGAUUUUUUUUUCUUUUUUUCUCCUCCUUCGCCUUUACAAGCGCCUGCGAUUGACACCACUAGAGACAGGCUGGUUACAGAGCAAACUGCUUCAUCCGGACUGGACCGACCGGGCAGCUAGGAGGAACCAGGCAGGCAAGAACUGGGGAAGCAGUCUGGGGGUUUCGCUACGGAUCUCAACCCCCAUCUGUUUUGGGGGGUUUUGUUUUCUUUUUCCAUUUCUCUUUUCUUUGGGUUCUUUUGUUUUGCUUUGCUUUGUUUUUUGGUUGUUUUAAAUUCCUCACGGUGUUGGAACUAGUGAGUGCUGGAGUCUCAGAAGCCACAGCAGUCACCCAGACUGCCAGGGACAGUGGAUUAAGAGAAAGAAGCUCACUGCUUGGGGCAUCAUACACCCUGUUAUUCAGUUUCCUGCCUCGGAGAUAAAGAUCCCAGCUACAUGGGCAAACGCCUGGAUCAGCCACAAAUGUACCCCCAGUACACGUACUACUGUCCUCAGUACCUCCAAACCAAGCAGUCCUAUGCACCAGCUCCCCACCCCAUGGCUCCUCCCAGUCCCAGCACAAACAGCAGCAGCAACAGCAGUGGGGAACAGUUGAGUAAGACAAACCUAUACAUUCGAGGACUUCCACCAGGCACCACUGACCAGGACCUCAUCAAGCUAUGUCAACCCUGGACUAAAGUUGUUUCUGUGAAAGCAAUCCUACAAACAAACUCACACCUGUGCAAAGGUUACGGUUUUGUAGAUUUUGAUAGUCCUGCAGCCGCACAGAAAGCAGUGGCAUCCCUGAAGGCAAAUGGCGUGCAAGCACAGAUGGCCAAGCAACAAGAGCAAGACCCUACGAAUCUAUACAUCUCAAACCUCCCCAUCUCCAUGGAUGAACAGGAGCUGGAGAACAUGCUAAAGCCCUUUGGACAUGUGAUAUCCACCAGAAUCCUGAGAGAUGCUAACGGAGUCAGCAGAGGCGUUGGCUUUGCCAGAAUGGAGUCUACGGAAAAAUGUGAAGUGGUAAUUCAACAUUUUAAUGGAAAAUAUCUGAAAACACCACCAGGCAUCCCAGCCCCCAGUGAACCUUUGCUGUGCAAAUUUGCUGAUGGAGGACAGAAGAAGAGACAGAGCCAGAGCAAGCACACCCAGAAUGGGAGGCCAUGGCCCAGAGAAGGAGAGGCUGGCAUGGCUCUGACCUAUGACCCCACAGCUGCCCUACAGAAUGGAUUUUAUUCUUCACCGUACAGUCUUGCAACCAACCGCAUGAUCCCACAGACAUCUAUCACGCCAUUCAUUGCUGCCUCCCCUGUCUCCACAUACCAGGUCCAGAGCACGUCAUGGACGCCACACCUGCCAUACAUUAUGCAACCAACAGGUGCUGUGAUCACACCCACCAUGGACCAUCCCAUGUCAAUGCAGCCAACUAACAUCGUGGGUCCCCUGACGCAGCAGAUGAAUCAUCUUUCCCUGGGGACAGCAGGAACGAUUCAAUCCCAAGACAGAAUUAUGGUACUUCACCAGCUGUUAUGUCAGUAUAUGACUGCUGCUCCUAUGCAAGGGACCUACAUUCCCCAGUACACGCCUGUGCCUCCGACAGCUGUUUCUAUUGAAGGUGUUGUUGCUGAUACCUCUCCCCAGACGGUGGCCCCCUCAUCCCAGGACAGCAGUGGUCAGCAGCAACAGUUAGCAGUGGACACACCCAGUGAACAUGCACCGGCAUACUCCUUCCAACAGGCCAAGUAA